Soboliphyme baturini is the source of this 1951-nucleotide messenger RNA. Lineage: Eukaryota; Metazoa; Nematoda; Enoplea; Dioctophymatida; Soboliphymatidae. The record is from the annotation of a GenBank genome assembly.
UGCGGGUAAGACACCAGCGGACUGGAAAACGGGAGUUAUUGUACCCGUAUUCAAGAGGGGAGACCACAAGGAAUGCUCCAAUUAUAGGGGCAUAACGUUUUUGAGCCUCCCAGGUAAAGUCUACGCAAAGGUGUUAGAAAGGAAGUGCCGUGAAAUACUUGACCUCAAGAUCCAAGAAGAGCAGUGUGGCUUGCGGCCCUGUCGUAGCACCUCUGACCAUAUAUUUGCCCUGCGCCAGAUUGUUGAGAAAUCGUGGGAGUACGCCCAGCCAGUGUACGUGUGUUUUGUGGACCUGGAGAAAGCGCAUGACCGGAUCCCACGCAACUGUCUGUGGACAUGCCUUGGUACAUACGAGAUAUAUGUCCAGGUACCAAAGGCCAUCCAAUCACUGUAUUCUGGUAGCUGGUGCUGCGUCAGAAUUAAUGGCGUUAAGUCGAAACCAUUCAACCUUCGUCCUGGUCUCCGCCAAGGUUGCGUCUUGUCCUCUCUCCUGUUGUGUUGCGUGGACACAAUAUUCAGGAGCAGCCAGGGCGAUGAGGGUAUCGGUGGCAGUGUCUGCAACCCGGUUCUGCAGGUUGCACUUAUUGCUGAAAGCCAAAAGUUACAAGCUCUUCUUUCCACAUAUGGAAUAACUUGUCAGACACCGCGUCAGGUUGAACCCGUACAGAUUUGGCCUUCAAGUCAGUUGGUUAAAGUUUUUGAAGGCCUUGGAAAUAACAGCAGGCUGGGGUUGACGGGUCGACCGCCACGUCCCAUUGGUGCUUUGGGGACAAGCAAGAUAUAUCGAGUUCUGGGUGAGACUGUUUUGUGUUACCCUCUGCUGUUCGAUGUCAGCGAUUUUUAUCUUUCAAGUGAUCCGGCAGUUCUUAUUGAUGAUAUUAAGAGAGAUCUGCUGUUUGUAGCUCGGCGAUGGCAGCUAGCCGGUCGUCCAACAUAUUGCGUGCUCUUAACUGAGCCUCUUGUUGUUGGUGAACAUUUCGCGAGUAUCCUGGAUCUGUUAGUGGAUAUGAAAAACGGAAGGUGUAAUAAUGUGCGAGUACGACUUGGACGAGUGCAGAACUUGCUCUCUGCUGGAUGCUGGGAACAUUUGGACUUCGUCCCGCAGAACGCAGAAUUAUCGUUUAAGGUUGAAUCGCUAAAGGAGGCAGAAGGCAUUAGUGAUAUCUCUAGCCUGUCAAACUUACGAGAGAGUGAAUGUAUGCUGAUUUUUGACCAAGAUUUUGACAUUGAACCCUAUCAAAAGAAGCCUACUGAAGAUUUGUUGCUAGCACUCCAGAGCGCUCCAUCUUCUGCAUUCUUUACGAAAUCAAAGCUUCUGCAUUUGUUACUCAAUCGUCAUGGGAUGGACUUCAAAAUCGAUGACGAACAAGAGCUGAUCAUCGCCCUUGGGCACUUCGCCUCAGUUGAACCAGAGCUGUUUUCUGGCAUGCUUAAAAUUCGCAUAGGCUGGCUAAUUCAUGCCAUGAACCUGCAGUUGAACUACGAGCAUGACCGUGUCGGCCAUCGCUCUGUGAACGACUUGUCUCCAACGGAAAUCAAACAGGAGCUGCAUGACCUGUUCGCUAUGAAGCACUUCAGCAGGCUUUCAGCGUUACAGCAACGGCAGUUGAACGGAUGCCUGAACCGCGUCCCACCUGACUUUUAUGAUCAGGUAUGGCGUAUCUUAGAGCGUACUCCAGAAGGAAUCAUCGUUGCUGGCCAUCAUUUGCCGCAACAGCCGACUCUAUCUGACAUGACAGAGUAUGAGCUGAACUUCGCUUUGACAAUCGAAGAGCUUCUGAGCCGUCCGAAGCUUCCAGAGUAUCGUCAGGUUAUGGUAGAGUUAAUACAAAUCGCAUUCGAAGCUUUCUGCAAGGACAGCAGUAUUCAGGAUACGACCGAUAUGACUCCAUUUCUCAAGCUUAAGCCUCAAGUCAGAGCGGGCACAUCUACUUACCUGGCCAAGGUAUGA